Molecule: messenger RNA, 1689 nt
Organism: Camponotus floridanus (Florida carpenter ant)
Lineage: Eukaryota; Metazoa; Arthropoda; Insecta; Hymenoptera; Formicidae
Product: androgen-induced gene 1 protein
Exons: 5
Coding region: 395-1108 (237 amino acids)
Cellular component (GO): endomembrane system; membrane
Source: RefSeq, a predicted model, not a curated record
GUUCCCGCGACCGUGAUUCUCGGUCUGCAUUCACGUGCAUAUCGUCGCGUCGUCAUCAUCACCAUCAUCAUCUACCGAUAAAAUCGUCGCAGUUAUCGCGAGACGUUGUAACCAAGUGAAGUAUUUCGCGCGACCCAUGACCAAUAAAUCGCACACGAAUGCAAUAUUAACGCGCAGUCAUCUCGAUAAUUACAUAUAUGUGUAUGCAGAUAUAAACUUUUUUAUGUCGAUAGUGUGUGUGCUACUAAAGUUUUAAUAUUAAAUGUGCCAGUAUAUCAGUUGACUGCGAACAGUCGGUGUUGGAUUGUAAUCACUGCGAAUGCGGAUAACACUCUCAGUCAUUGCGUGACUUGACAAUAAUCAUCAACAACAGAGUAACAAGAACUUUAUCAGGAUGGCGCCUGUUUUAAACACUCUAGUCCAUUUGAUCAGUCUAAUACUUUACGGUUUCACUCUAUACUAUGCCUUCAACAUAUUACACAUUCCUAUGGUGGCAGCAAAAUUUGAAAAGUUCGAUCCUGGUCAAUUGAAGUACUUAACGAUGUGGGAUGUGAUUCUUCAAGCUGUAUUCUUCUUAAUAUGUCUCUUGAACGACUUCUACGGUACGAAUGCCAUAAACCCCAAGAAACCGCCUUUCGCACGAAAGUUGAAAGAUUACUUCCAUGCGAGUCUCGGAUUUCCCGUCGCCAUGUUCGUUGGCGUGACCUUCUGGGCGUUGAUGUUCGUGGACCGUGAAUUAGUAUUACCGAAAGCAUUGGACCUGUACUUUCCAUGGUGGUUGAAUCAUUUAAUGCACACGAUGAUUAUGGUAACAACUGUGUUUGAAAUGGUCAUCGCACCACGACAAUAUCCUAAGCGAUCUCGCGGUCUCGGAAUACUCGUGGGCUUCAUGCUCCUAUACUUAGUCUGGAUGCACGUAAUUUAUUACAAAAGCGGCAUCUGGGUGUAUCCUGUGAUGGACGUGUUAACACAGCCGCUGCAGAUCCUGUUUUUCGCGGUGCUGCUAGUGUUUUGCAUGAUUCUAUACAUCGUCGGAGAAACGUUGAACAACAUCAUCUGGGGUAACGAACACACUAAGCAUAAAAAAUCUCAUGCCAAAUCCAAGUAGCCUCGCCCAAGCGGGUGAUUCCUAACCGGGUGAUGAAUCGUAUUCGUGUUCUUGCCUGCUGUCUCUGCGGUGGUGGUGAAUAAACCAGAAUGAAAAUUUUUUUUCUAUACCUCCGUUAUAGCAUGCACAUUAUUAUAUUAUUUAUCAAUAUUAAACGUGUCGUUUAGAAUUUUAGCGUCUUGUGUAUGUAUGUGCAUGCGAAUAGCGCGUAUUUAUUUAGGGUGUAACGGGUAAGGAUCGCGCGUUAACCCGGCACGCGGUGGAAAUAACAUAUGUAAGUGAGCGAACGCAUGUGCAAGAUGCAAUGCAUUUCUAUGUAUGUAUGAUCACGGACAAGGGAGACUAAUUUCUCGUAGAAGUGUUCUUUUUUUUUUAUUUUACGCGAGCCAAUCGAAUCAAAAUGAUACACGCACCUCUAUCAUAUCAAUAUUCCCCCCGUCCCUACGACGAUACUUAUUUUUGUACUUUCGUAGAGCGAGCGAUCUAUUAUAUUAUUGUGUUUCUCUGCCAAAUAAAGUUAAUGUGGUGCACGGAGAAUACUGUGUGUAUAAUAAACGCAUAUAAUUGUAUACGAUAUAGCG